AAAGGAACACGAGUUAACGCUUAAUAUUCCGGUGUAGCAAAAUAUCCUACCUAGCCAAUAUCUGCCAUCGACCCGCGUUCGACUGUCCUCGUUUCCGUCGAAGCUCGGAACGAACACGCUCUCGUUUCACUCCGACGUUGUUGCAGCAUGACGCGGAUCUUCACCCGCUGAGCUCCACCCGCUGCUAGUGUCGGUGCGGCGGCGACCAUGGCCGACACGGAGGAGUCGCCUCUCCGGAUCACUCCCACCGUCCGGGCGCUGAGCUCCGCACUGCGGGCCACGCGUGGAAAUGUUCACGGCUGCGUCCGGAGAGGAGUCGGCGGCGACAAGACGUUCCCCGAGCCGGAGAAACUGUGGUUUAAGGAGAGCAGCGCCAAGAACCUCCGAAGCAGAGACUUCUUGUCGGCCAGCACCAUGCUCAACACUCUCUAUGCGGACGGACAGGUCCCUCCAGCAGUGAUGACCAGGGUCCUGUCAGUGUGCGGCCGCGGCGUCCUCCCAGUGGCGGGUGGAGAGGUGAUGGAUGAAGGUCUGAGGGUGAGGGUGGACCGGGCCGCCGCUUUCAGGGCCGUGCUGGCAGGCGGCGCUACAGAGUACCUGGCGCCCAGUGCCCUGAGGCAGGGCUGUGUGGUGCUCAACUGUCCCGCCCUGCACCCUAAACCCAACCCCCCUACUCCUGACAGCCUCACUCUGGGUCAGCUGAGGACCAUUCUAUUGGCUGACCACAUGGGGGCACUGUUGAGAGGGCAAGGAUUUUCAGUGUCCCUCUGCCCCGUGCUCCCGGAAGACAGCGACAUGGUCAACUUCCUCCGCACUCUGGGCAUCGACUGGCCCACGUGCCCGGCCGACUGGACCAACGAGGAGCGUGAGGAGAAGAUCCAGGAAGCGUUGGAGAAGUCCGCGUACAGAGAGAGAGACACGGAGAGAGGCAGGAGGACCAGCGCAGGGCGAGGGAGGAAGAAGGCGGACGAGGGCGAGAACGAAGCAGCGGUCCGGGUUAACUUGAAGCGAGUGUUUCAGGACGAGGGGCUGCAAGGAUACGAUCCCAGCCUGGGAACAUGCACAGUACACAGAGACAGUGUCUCCCACCUGGCACAGCUGGACUUGGCGACAGCUGACUGCACCGUCGCCAUGGCGACCGCCUUGCACGUGACCUCCUGUCAGGAUGAGUUCCGCCAGCAGCAGAUAGCGAUGCUGUGGAGAGCCAGCGGAGCGAUGCACACACAGAGACAUCUGGUGUGUGGGCCUGUGAAGACUCCUGCUUCUCAGCUCUCUGCUGCACAGUACCUGCAACUGAGAAGAGGUCAAAUGAAGGAGGCCUCCGAGAUGAAGUAUGGAGAUCAAGUAGAAGGUCAGACAUGGGAUGACAUCAUCAGGGUGAUGACCUCUGCUACAAUCAGAUUCGAGCUGCUAUCCACCGUCCACACCAGCCCUGUGACUCUGGACGUCCAAAGGGAAGGGGGCGUGUCCACUAAAGGGCCGCGAGGAGGAGUGUUUGUGAUGUACAACUGCGCCCGACUGCACACGCUAUUUGACAGCUACGAUAGAGGAGUGGAGAAAGGUCUGUACCCAGAAAUCCCAGAUGGUUCAGAACUGGACUUCUCUGCCCUCAAAGAAGAGGGCGAGUGGCUCCUCCUCUUCAAUUACCUCAUUCCCUUUUCUGAGCUGCUGGACCAAUCAGGGCAGGCGUUAGACUGUGAAGGAGGCGGGGCUAGAGUCAAUCUUAAAACGGAGCAGGUGGAACAGGAACCUCAUGCUGGUGUUUUCCAUGAACCGCUGCCUCACCUCUUCAACCAGAUGUUCUGCCGCCUGUAUCUCUUGAGAGCCUUGCGAGAGCUCUACCACAGCGCCCUAGAAACACUCAACCUUCCCCCCAUCCCGCAACUAUAGCCUCGCCGCCUUUCUCUCUUUCUCUCUCUCUCUCUCUCUGUCCCUCACUCACUCACUCACGCAUUCCACCAGUUAUGACCUCCCUGCUUUUUUAAAUUCAGUGUUGAAAUUAUAUUACUGUACAGUCAAUGAGAACAUUCUCUUUACUGCUCACUAUGCACCCAAACUCACCAUAAAGAAAACAAUGCCAAAUGUAUGCACCAGUAUUUCCCCUAAAAUGUCGGUUUUUGCUGUAGUUUCUACAAACCCCGUUUCCAUAUGAGUUGGGAAAUUGUGUUAGAUGUAAAUAUAAACGGAAUACAAUGAUUUGCAAAUCAUUUUCAACCCAUAUUCAAUUGAAUAUGCUACAAAGACAACAUAUUUGAUGUUCAAACUCAUAAAUUUUAUUUAUUUUUGCAAAUAAUAAUUAACUUAGAAUUUCAUGGCUGCAACACGUGCCAAAGUAGUUGGGAAAGGGCAUGUUCACCACUUUGUUACAUGGCCUUUCCUUUUAACAACACUCAGUAAACGUUUGGGAACUGAGGAGACACAUUUUUGAAGCUUCUCAGGUGGAAUUCUUUCCCAUUCUUGCUUGAUGUACAGCUUAAGUUGUUCAACAGUCCGGGGGUUUCCGCUGUGGUAUUUUAGGCUUCAUAAUGCGCCACACAUUUUCAAUGGGACUACAGGCAGACCAGUCUAGUACCCGCACUCUUUUAUUAUGAAGCCACGUUGAUGUAACACGUGGCUUGGCAUUGUCUUGCUGAAAUAAGCAGGGGCGUCCAUGGUAACGUUGCUUGGAUGGCAACAUAUGUUGCUCCAAAACCUGUAUGUACCUUUCAGCAUUAAUGGCGCCUUUACAGAUGUGUAAGUUACCCAUGUCUUGGGCACUAAUACACCCCCAUACCAUCACACAUGCUGGCUUUUCAACUUUGCGCCUAUAACAAUCCGGAUAGUUAUUUUCCUCUUUGGUCCGAAGAACACAAGGUCCACAGUUUCCAAAAACAAUUUGAAAUGUGGACUUGUCAGACCACAGAACACUUUUCCACUUUGUAUCAGUCCAUCUUAGAUGAGCUCAGGCCC
This is a messenger RNA of Nerophis lumbriciformis (worm pipefish), 2949 nucleotides long. It is a transcript of the gene dalrd3, whose product is annotated as DALR anticodon binding domain containing 3. Gene Ontology annotation, molecular function: arginine-tRNA ligase activity; tRNA binding; ATP binding. NCBI's taxonomy places the organism in Eukaryota, Metazoa, Chordata, Actinopteri, Syngnathiformes, Syngnathidae. Gene Ontology annotation, biological process: arginyl-tRNA aminoacylation; tRNA C3-cytosine methylation. The record is from RefSeq and is a predicted model, not a curated record.